Messenger RNA from Ricinus communis (castor bean), 2724 nucleotides. RefSeq names its product cyclic nucleotide-gated ion channel 18. Gene Ontology annotation, cellular component: membrane. Gene Ontology annotation, biological process: transmembrane transport; monoatomic ion transport. Lineage: Eukaryota; Viridiplantae; Streptophyta; Magnoliopsida; Malpighiales; Euphorbiaceae. Bases 329 to 2563 code for a protein of 744 amino acids. The transcript has 5 exons. The record is from RefSeq and is a predicted model, not a curated record. Gene Ontology annotation, molecular function: monoatomic ion channel activity; protein binding.
CCUCACAUUUGAUCCUAUUAGAAUUUAGAACACCAAAGCGAGAGAGAGAAGAAAAAAGAAAAAAGAAAAAAACAUUUUCGGAGUCUCCAAAUGACAAAUUAAUGACCUUUCCCGCGUUUCUCUAUUUCAAUCCGAAUUCCCCGUCCUGUCUCCCAUUUCCCGCAGAUAUCUCUUCUCAAUUAUAACCACCAUCACCAUCACCAUCACCACCACCACAACCUCUCUCUCUGCAACAACUCCUUUCCUAAAAGAAAAGAAAAGAAGAGAAAACGUUUCCUUCUUUCCUCCCGCGGAAUCCGAAUUCCACCACCGGACUCCGCCAUGGAAGAUGAAUAGAUUCAUUCCUAAUCCAAACUCCAAGCUCCGCCAUUUUAGGCGUCUCCACCACCACCUGACGUCUCCCUCUCUCGCGUCUUCAGCCACUUCCUUAUCAGACGCUAACCCUCUCCAUAUUCUAUGGCAUUACCAAAUCCUCGACCCGGACAGCGAUAUUGUCACUUACUGGAACUACGUUUUCCUUAUCACAUCUAUCGUCGCUCUUUUCGUCGACCCGCUCUUUUUCUUUCUCCCUUAUGCAGAUGCCGACGGCGUCUGCUUGACAAAUGAUGCAAGCCUUGCUGUUCUAAUUACUUAUUUUAGGUCCUUCGCUGACUUGUUCUUUUUGCUGCAUAUCAUCAUGAAGUUCCGUACAGCUUUUGUUGCUCCAAAUUCUAGAGUGUUCGGUCGUGGUGAACUUGUCAUGGAUGCUAAAGAAAUCGCUAGACGUUAUCUUAGGUCUGAUUUUGUUAUUGAUCUUGCCGCUGCACUUCCUCUUCCUCAGGUUGUGAUUUGGGUGGUAAUUCCAGCGGCAAGAAAUGGAAGAGCUGAUCAUGCAAACAAUACACUUUCUCUUAUAGUACUUAUUCAAUAUAUUCCUAGACUCUUUGUUAUCUUUCCAUUGCACCAACGAAUUGUAAAAAGUACAGGUUUUAUUGCCAAAACUGCUUGGGCAGGAGCUGCAUAUAAUCUCCUUCUAUACAUGCUUGCUAGUCAUGUAAGAAUCAGGUCACCCCUUUUCUUUCCUUUUUCUUCUUCAAGCUUACUCUCUUUUUUCUAUUGGGGAAUACAUGGUUACACAUGUAAACUUUUGUUACAGACAUUAGGGUCUUCAUGGUACCUAUUGUCAUUGGGGCGACAAUUUUACUGCUGGAAAUCCGAGUGUUUAAAGGAGAACAAGGCUGGAGUUAUAGGUUGCAUUGAAAGUUUUUUAGAUUGUAACAGUUUGGGACAGUUUGAACGUCAGUAUUGGCGGAAUGUUACUCAUGUUCGUACUAAUUGUGAUCCAUAUAACAACAAUAUCACAUUUGAGUUUGGAAUAUUUGCUGGUGCUUUUACAAAUGAUGUUGCUACAGCACCUUUUGUACAGAAGUACUUGUAUUGUCUCUGGUGGGGAUUAAGAAAUUUAAGCUCAUACGCACAGACUCUGGAGACAAGCACAUUUCUGGGUGAGAAUAUCUUCUGCAUCGUCACUUGCAUUAUUGGUUUGGUUCUUUCCGCACAGCUGAUUGGUAACAUGCAGACUAAUUUGCAAUCUAUGACGGUAAGAGUUGAAGAGUGGAGGAUCAAGCGAAGAGAUACAGAGGAGUGGAUGAGGCAUCGCCAAUUACCUCCUGACUUGCAGGAGCGCGUUCGCCGAUUUGUUCAGUACAAGUGGCUUGCUACAAGAGGAGUUCACGAAGAAUCUAUAUUGCGCUCACUGCCAUUGGACCUUAGACGAGAAAUCCAGCGACAUUUAUGUCUGGCCCUUGUUCGCCGUGUCCCAUUCUUCUCACAAAUGGAUGACCAGCUACUGGAUGCUAUAUGCGAGCGCCUCGUUUCCUCUUUGAGCACUGAGGGCACCUAUAUAUUUUCAGAGGGUGAUCCUGUAAAUGAGAUGUUGUUUAUAAUUAGAGGAACAUUAGAGAGCUCAACGACUAACGGAGGAAGGUCUGGAUUCUUCAACUCCAUCACCCUUAGACCUGGUGACUUCUGCGGUGAGGAAUUACUGACGUGGGCAUUAAUGCCCAAUUCUAGUGCGCACCUGCCUGCUUCAACUAGAACUGUCAAAGCUCUCUCUGAAGUUGAGGCUUUCGCCCUUCAAGCUGAAGACCUCAUAUUUGUCGCACAGCAAUUUAAGAGACUUCAAAGCAAGAAGCUGCAACAUGCCUUUAGGUACUAUUCUCACCAAUGGAGAACAUGGGGUGCUAUUUUGAUACAAUCAGUUUGGAGAAGAUAUCAGAAAAGAAAGAUGGCAAGGGAGCUGGCUUCAAGAGAGAGACUUUCUUACAUUCAAAUACCUGAGGAUGGAUAUUAUUCUAGCAAUGAGCUAGCAGAAGGAGAUUACGAGGAUGAACAUGGUGAGAGUUUAUCAAUGGAAAACGCAAACAAUGCACAGCAUCUUGGAGCAACAAUCUUGGCUUCAAAAUUUGCUGCAAAUACUAGAAGAGGGAUUAAUCAGAGACUUGUUGAUUCUGCUUCAUCCAGCGUAAAGGUGCCCAAGUUGUUUAAACCUGUUGAGCCUGAUUUCUUCGCAGACCAUGUUUAGUUAAUACAAAUUAAACGCUAAUCAGAAGCUGAAAGUAUGAGGUAAUGAGAAAUUAAUUAGGAACUUGUAUAAUUUGUAUGUUAAUUUGUAUCCCUAGACUAGCAUAUGAUAUAUCUUAAAUUUUUUGACAUUAUAAGAUUAUUAGUACAUGUUAUAGAGAA